This is a messenger RNA of Pseudocercospora fijiensis CIRAD86, 714 nucleotides long. RefSeq lists its product as uncharacterized. The record is from RefSeq and is a predicted model, not a curated record. The annotation marks the transcript as partial. Lineage: Eukaryota; Fungi; Ascomycota; Dothideomycetes; Mycosphaerellales; Mycosphaerellaceae. The transcript has a single exon.
AUCAUGGCCUUCAAGUGCAGCCAGACUCCUUUUCCGCCACUCUUCGCAUCCACGUGCGAAGAUCUUGUCGCCCUCCUCCUCGCUCCACGGCAAGUCCCUACUGGGAUCUACAAGCGCAUCAAGCCAGCUCACACGCCAAUCUACCCGUUGCGCUUCCAGCUUACUAUCAUGCGAAGCGCUUUGUGGCUCAGUAUUGACUUGCUGUUCUGCUCUGUGUGUCUCUAGGCACACUUGACUGGUUGUUGGAUCUGACGGGGACGCGGCUGCUAUUUCAGAUCGUUGAGUCGUGGUAGGCGAUAAUGGCAAAUCUUCUGACACGAUUGAUGUUGCAUCGCUCCUUAGUUCAGUGUAUAAUUGACCCUCGGAGUGGUCGAGCUGUUCUUGAAGGUCCCUCAUGUUGGCAAGCAGAGAACCGUAAUGUUUGAUAUGCAAAACGGUCCGACAGAGUGGUGAGUACAUGAGUUAUGGAAUGGCUGUGUUGGUUGUGAUCAUCUUCUCGAGGCAUCGGGGGCAUUUUGCUCUUCUAUGGCGUGAGUGCUCGCCUGCGAAGAGUGUCUCACGGUGGCGAGUGACAUGGCUCAGGCUGUCGCGUCUCGAGCGAGACACCUCCUAUGCAAGACAGUGACACCGUGAUCCAUGAUUUGAUGAAACCUCUCAUACCAUAUUGCGAGAGGGGAUACACAGCUUGUGUGACUUCACGGCGAUGUAGCCUUG